This is a messenger RNA of Schistocerca gregaria, 570 nucleotides long. RefSeq lists its product as uncharacterized. The record is from RefSeq and is a predicted model, not a curated record. Lineage: Eukaryota; Metazoa; Arthropoda; Insecta; Orthoptera; Acrididae. Bases 139 to 570 code for a protein of 143 amino acids. The transcript has 3 exons. Gene Ontology annotation, cellular component: mitochondrion. Gene Ontology annotation, molecular function: structural constituent of ribosome.
UCAAUUAUAAAUCAUGUAUACAUCUCCUUUUUGCGUCUAUUUUAUCUAUAUUCUAUAUAAGCAUUUCAUUUUAAAAUUUUUCGUAAAACUUCUCAGAUCACAGUUUUUGACGCCUGUCCUGAACCUUAAUGCCCCAAAAUGGCCAUGCGCAGAUUCGGUUAUCGCAAGGGAUUUCCAAAACCCCGGACAGAUACUGAUUGGAAUAGAAUAUGGAAGCAACACAAAAUCAAACUACCCAACAUAAAGUCAUUGAAGCUCUUUCUCUCUGAUAAAGGUCCCGGACAUACUGGCAUGCGCCAUUUUAAAUCUUACAUGCUUCCACCCAUUCAACACUGGAAUCCAUUUAUUAAAGUAGAAAUAGAGAGAGAGACAACAAAAUAUAUUCCCCCAGUCUUGCUUGUCGAACACAAGAAUGGAGAAUCAAACUCUUUCGACGCCAAUAAAAUUCACUCAAAAGAUAUUUUAGAAUUCGUAAAAAAUUUUGACAAAUCCCAAUUAACUGUUCCUACACAAGAGAAGCCAACAACCGAAACUCAAAAAAAAAAUCAACAAUCAGAAAAUUUUAAAUAG